AUGGGAAUUAUCACGAAACAAGAUGAAGGUGAGGCAUCGUUGGGCAAUGAAUCGACGACAGAGCAUGAUGUCGAAGUUACAAGACCGGAAGAACAAGAUGCAGAUGAUUGGGAUACCAGUCUUGAGAAUCCAUACAACUGGCCCGCGUGGAAAAAGGCUUUGCAGGUGGUGAUGCUCUCCUCAUCAGCUAUACUCGCAUCAAUCGGUACAUCAAUCAUGAGUCCAGCGCGCAAUGACCUCAUGUCCGAAUUCAACGUCAGUUCAACCGUCGCUCUUCUCCCCUUGACGAUGUACGUCCUCGCCUUGGGCUUCGGACCCAUCAUCGGCGGUCCGUUAUCAGAAACCAUCGGUCGCUACGCCAUUUACGCCGCGAGUGUUCCCCUGGGAGCUUUGUUUACCAUCGGUGCUGGCUUUGUGCAUAACAUAGGAGCGCUGUGUUUCUUGCGCUUCAUGGCGGGUUUGUGUUGGGCGCCUGUUCUUGCUGUUGCGCCUGGGACUUUGUCUGAGACGUUUACGCCCAAGAACAGAGGGCCUGUUUCGGCGGUGUUUAUACUCAUGCCCUUCUUGGGACCUGGAUUAGGGCCGGUCAUAGGAGCCUUCGUGGUGAAUCGAAAAGGAUGGCGUUGGACACAGUGGACGUUGGUCUUUUUCUCCAUCCUCGCCAUGAUCGUCGCGGCGUUCGCCCAUGAGACUUUCCAUCCAGUCAUCAAACGCAGACUCGCAAAAAAGAAGGGAUUGAAGAUUGAUCCGCCGCCUCCUUUGGCUGCUCGACUCAAGAUGUUUGCGCUUGUAGCUGUGGUGCGACCUGUUCGAAUGCUGCUGUUCGAACCCAUCACUGGCUUUAUCUGUCUAUACGUCGCAGCCGAGUUUGGAACGUUGUUCAGUUUCUUCGCUGCUGUUCCCUAUACAUUUGGAAGAACAUACCAAUUCUCCAUCGAGGAGUCGGGGCUGGUGUUUCUUUCCAUCGUCAUCGGCUGUCUUCUUGGCCUCGUUACUGUCAUCCUCUGUGAUGUGCUCUUGUACCGCAAGCAAGCGAGUAGAUAUCCUCCGCACCAGAUACCUCCAGAGCAUCGUCUUUACCCAUCCUUGAUUGGAAGUAUCGGAUUACCCAUCGGACUCUUUUGGUUUGGCUGGACAGCGAGACCAGGAGUGUCGUGGGCGAGUCCCGCAGCAGCCAUGAUCAUCUUUGCAUGGGGGAAUCUGUGCGUGUUUGUUAGUACAAUGCAGUAUAUCACGGAUACAUAUCAUGGAAACGUUGUUGCUAGCGCUGCGAGUGCGAAUAGUCUUGCGCGGUAUGGGUUUGCGGGCGUGUUUCCGCUGUUUACUAUCCAGAUGUACGAGAAGUUGGGGAUUGAUUGGGCUAGCAGUCUUCUUGGGUUUGUUGCAUUGGCUCUGUUGCCGGUUCCUUGGGUGUUGUUCAAGUAUGGUCCCAAGAUCAGGGCGAAGAGUUCUUAUGAGACGGUGCAAUUUAGUUGA
Messenger RNA from Fusarium poae, 1476 nucleotides. RefSeq lists its product as uncharacterized. The coding region runs from base 1 to 1476 and encodes 491 amino acids. Gene Ontology annotation, molecular function: spermine transmembrane transporter activity; spermidine transmembrane transporter activity. The transcript is spliced from 4 exons. Gene Ontology annotation, biological process: spermidine transport; spermine transport; transmembrane transport. The record is from RefSeq and is a predicted model, not a curated record. NCBI's taxonomy places the organism in Eukaryota, Fungi, Ascomycota, Sordariomycetes, Hypocreales, Nectriaceae.